AUGUUCCGUGCUUCGCCUGCUACCAUGGCUGCUUUCCGCGCGACCUCGCGCGCCGCUAUCCAGAAGCCGGUGUUCCAGGCUCACGUCGGCCCUUACAAUGCGCAGUACGCCUUCAAGUGGGUCCCCUCGCUCUUCUUCUGGGGUUUCACGGGUGGUGUUUUUGUGACACUUGCUCUUAGCGGUGUCCCGCUGUUCAAGAAGGAUGUUCUGGUGAAGUCGCCGGUGGCUUUCUUCUACGAGGACAAGACACCCGACUGCGAUAAGCCGUUCUAA
This is a messenger RNA of Malassezia pachydermatis, 273 nucleotides long. RefSeq lists its product as hypothetical. The record is from RefSeq and is a predicted model, not a curated record. Gene Ontology annotation, biological process: mitochondrial electron transport, ubiquinol to cytochrome c. The transcript is spliced from 5 exons. Lineage: Eukaryota; Fungi; Basidiomycota; Malasseziomycetes; Malasseziales; Malasseziaceae. The coding region runs from base 1 to 273 and encodes 90 amino acids.